Zingiber officinale is the source of this 1018-nucleotide messenger RNA. RefSeq names its product zinc finger protein ZAT12-like. NCBI's taxonomy places the organism in Eukaryota, Viridiplantae, Streptophyta, Magnoliopsida, Zingiberales, Zingiberaceae. The coding region runs from base 200 to 784 and encodes 194 amino acids. The record is from RefSeq and is a predicted model, not a curated record. The transcript is spliced from 2 exons.
UAUGACUAUGGAGUAGCUUCAACUUGCUUCAGGGUUUAUGCCAAUUAAUAACCUGAUCAGAUAGCUGCAAGCCUGCAAAUUAAUAAGAAAACCUACUCGACAAUGACGGAUAGCAACAGAGUGAGCUACUUGGUGAUAACUGAUUAGGACGGAAUGCAUUCUAAACGACUAAUUAAAGGCAGAACAAAGUCGGUAAUUGAUGCAGUUGUCAGCGACUGGUUCGUAUCGCCAACGACUUUCCCUUCCAACGAGGCAACAACCCGAUCGAUCCCUUCACAUUUGGUUACUGAAUCAGAGAUUUAGCGAUCACGUUGUCGUCGAAGAUGAGGAAGCAGAGAUCGAAAGCGUACGACUGGCCAACGUCCUGAUGCUUCUCUCGCGCGGCGGCGAGGGGAUCAUCGACGUGUCCGCCGGCCGGUCCGCGUCCCCCGACCGGGUCUUCGAGUGCAAGACCUGCAACCGGCAGUUCUCCUCUUUCCAGGCGCUGGGCGGCCACCGGGCGAGCCACAAGAAGCCGAGGCUGUCCGACGACGCCCGCGGCGGCGAGGUCGGGAAGCCCAGGGCGCACGAGUGCUCUGUCUGUGGCCUCGAGUUCGCCAUCGGCCAAGCCCUGGGCGGCCACAUGAGGCGCCACCGGACCGGCCUCGCGGCGGCCGCCGCCGCGAGGUUCGACGCCGAGAAGAAGGCGGAGGAGAGGUUGAGGGGCUUGUGGUUGGACCUCAACGUGGCUCCGGCUGACGGCGAGGGGGGCGCUGUGACAAAUUUUUUGAGUUUGAGAGUUUAGAUUCGAUCGAUCGGGUCCAACGGCGUUAGAUUCUUUCCAUGGAGAUGGAGCUUGAUUUUUAUGCUCGUGAGAUUUAAUUUGUUGCUGCUCAGACUGGAUGACUGCGAUUGGAAGUUUGGAAAAUCUUUGGAUCACAAGAUAUGUAAUUAUUAUUUUGAAUAGAAUGAAGUCGUGAGAGUUUUGAUUUGUGUAUAGUUUGGGAUUUGAUUUGGAAUGUUAAAUGAUUUUUUUUUU